Messenger RNA from Chironomus riparius, 1276 nucleotides. The record is from the annotation of a GenBank genome assembly. Lineage: Eukaryota; Metazoa; Arthropoda; Insecta; Diptera; Chironomidae.
AUUCAAAUAAAAAUCAGGUGAUAGUCUUUUUGACAAAUAAUAAAUUUUGAAAAAAUAAUUUAAAUCUUUGCAGUUCACUGUUGACUGUCCUUAUGUUUUAUGUGAGGGUUCUCUGCGAGGUGCAAGAAACAAAUGUUAAUGCUACUUUUAUUCAAAAUGAUUUCUGGAAUUGCAGUGUAAGUGACAAACCUUACAGCUCAACCACAUGUGGACAGUAUGAAUACCUGAAAAACAUAAUACAAGAUAGCAUUUUCAUCAUUAUCAUUGUCACCGGAGUAAUUUUUAUUCUAUGCUUCAUAUGUGUAGCUAAUAUGAUCCGCACGAAGUAUCGCAGAACUCACGAAGAAAUAUUUUUGCACAACGUUGGACCACAAAAUGUUGAAGUUGCUACUAUAACUAGAAUUAAUUAAAUUUUAAUGUUCAAAAAAUAAAGAAGAAUAAUUCAUAAAGAUAAUUAUGUUAAUUUUGUCUGUUAUGCGAGAACUCAUUUUGCAUUUUUAAGAUUUACAAAAGGACACAAAGGAUUAAUAAUUUGUGGACUAUCAUAAAUAUAUUCAAGUGCUGGGACACGUGAACAUUUGUAAAUGUUUUCUAUUUGAAAGGAUGACAAGUUGAAGAUAACGUUUGGAAAGUCUUAAUUACGACUGCGCUACUUUGAUGUCUAGAACUUUGUAAGUAAAUGAUCAAUUCUAUCGGUAGGUAUCAUUCAAACAGUCAAGUCAACAACCUAAGAAAUGAAUAAAGGUUUGAAUACUUCUCAAAAUUAUUUUCUUUAAUGUUUUGAAAUUUUCUUUUCAUUUUAAGAUAAUCCGAUCAGCGUCACAUUCAAUGAGCAUUACGAGACAAUUAAAAUCAGUGGAAUAGUUGGCAUCAUUGCAUCUUGUAUAGUAUCAGUCAUUAUGGUGAUUAUUUGCUCUGUACUAGUGUAUAAGAUAUUAAAGUCAAAUGCCCGACAUAAAAAUGCACAACUAAUGUUCAAUAUGAGUUUAAGGAACAAUAAAGUUGCAACUAUUGCGUAACUUUUUCGAAGGUCAAGAAGUUUAAGAAUCAAUUUAGAUAUGGAAAUCUGAUAAUAUAUAUUCCAAUUUUGACACUUCAAUUUCGAAAAUGAACAAACGAACUCGUCCUUAUAAUCAAUUAAGUGUUUGGGAAAAAUUGGCUAUAAUUGUUCUGUCUGUAUUAGGAAUUUCAUUUAUUGCUUUCUGUAUAUGUCUAUUCAUUAUUUGGAUUUGUUCAAGAUCAGCUGCUAGAAAUGUUGAUCAACAAAAUGAUGACG